GAGCCACCAGCUGGCCCGGAUAAAUACAGACGCGGCCGGAGCCCGGGCAGAGAAGCGAUCCGAGGGGCCUGAUCGUCGUCAAGGGGGUGGAGGGGAAGCGCGGCGUCCUAAAACCACGAAGCCGUCCAGCUCAGGAGGCAUCUCCGGGUUUCCUUUUGGCUACCGAGCAUCCUUCUGCUUUGGAGGCAGCCCACGGCUCUCUCUCUCUCUCUUGCGCCUUUUAUUUUAUUUUAUUUUAUUUUAUUUAACCGGCGGGUUAAAUAAACCCCCCAACACACCACUGUUUCGGUUGCCCGCAAUGCCUUUUCUGGGGCAGGACUGGCGAUCGCCGGGCCAGAACUGGGUGAAGACGGCGGAUGGCUGGACCAGGUUCCUGGACGGGAAGGAGCACGGCGGCUGCGACAACGAGAGGAACAGUUACUGCUGGAAAGAAGAAUUCAACAAGGAGAACAUCUUCCACAACCUGAACUGCGAUGUGGCUGCAAAAAAACGAAAGAAGGACCAGCUGAACAAUAAGACCAGGAUUCAGUAUUUUCACCAAGAAAAAUGGAUUUAUGUACACAAGGGAAGCACCAAAGAACGCCAUGGCUAUUGCACCCUGGGAGAAGCUUUCAAUAGACUGGAUUUCUCUAAUGCUAUUCUGGAUUCCAGAAGGUUCAACUAUGUUGUUCGGUUGUUGGAGCUGAUUGCAAAGUCUCAGCUGACAUCACUGAGCGGGAUUGCGCAGAAAAACUUUAUGAAUAUCUUGGAGAAAGUUGUGCAAAAAGUUCUGGAGGAUCAACAGAAUAUCAGACUGAUAAAAGAAUUGCUGCAGACUUUGUACAUGUCACUUUGCACCUUGGUCCAGAGUGUUGGCAAGUCUGUUCUGGUUGGCAACAUAAACAUGUGGGUCUACCGAAUGGAGAUGAUUCUUUAUUGGCAGCAGCAGCUGAACAAUAUCCAGAUCACCAAGCCUGACUUCAAAGGGUUCACUUUCACAGACCUGCCCUUGUGUUUACAACUAGACAUCAUGCAACGGCUGUCAGAUGGGCGAGACAUCGUGAGUCUUGGGCAAGUGACGCCAAGUCUUCAGGUGCUCAGUGAAGAUCGACUCCUCUGGAAAAAACUUUGCCACUACCACUUCACAGACCGACAGAUACGCAAGCGGCUAAUAUUGUCAGAUAAAGGGCAGUUGGAUUGGAAGAAGAUGUACUUCAAGCUUGUGAGAUGUUAUCCACGGAAAGAGCAAUAUGGAGAUACUUUGCAGCUUUGUAGACAUUGCCAUAUCCUUUCAUGGAAGGGCACUGAUCACCCCUGUACGGCUAACAAUCCAGAAAGCUGCUUGACUGCUCUUUCGCCACAAGACUUUAUCAACUUGUUCAGAUUCUGAAUUCCUAAAUAAUUUCACUCCCUAUCGUACUGUUCCGAUGGGACACUUUACACGGCUGAGCAGAAUGGCUCAGUUUGUAUCAUAGCUUGUAAAUAAUACAGCUUGACUGUUCCUGAGUCAAUGAGGAUAAGGGACUUUUCGGAGGCAGAAGUAGCCAUAAUCUUGUGGCCUUGGAACUCUUGAGAGAAUAUAGCCUCCUAGAUGGACAUAUGUAAAAAGGCAAGAUUUUUGUAAAUAUUAAGCUUGGUGAAAAUUGGUGUGCAAGCUUUCGGGGACAAUCAAUUUAGGAAAUGCAAAGAAGAGUCACCUUGCAAAUAUUUGGAAUUGUCUUCUGGAUUUUCAAAGCCAGAGGAAUGACACACUACCCGUUAGGUUAAAACUUGGAACUGUCCCCAACUUUGCUUUUCUAUUCGUUUGCAGAAGAUAUUUAUACCUAAAACUUUUUUAAAAAAGAGAUUUACAAGGAUAUAUCCCUUUAUUCUUAAAAAAAUGAACUGAAUCCAGAUAAAAUAAUUUCCCGGUUUCUACCUCUGAAACAGCUUUCCAAAUAAACGAGUGUGUGAUAUGAAGCAUCUGUA
Molecule: messenger RNA, 1947 nt
Organism: Pantherophis guttatus
Lineage: Eukaryota; Metazoa; Chordata; Lepidosauria; Squamata; Colubridae
Gene: FBXO32
Product: F-box protein 32
Biological process (GO): protein ubiquitination
Cellular component (GO): SCF ubiquitin ligase complex; nucleus; cytoplasm
Molecular function (GO): protein binding
Source: RefSeq, a predicted model, not a curated record